AUGAAGUCAAAGUCACAGCUACAGAUGGCAAGAAGAUUGGAACAAAGAAGUUCACAAUCACCAAUCAGAAUAACACAGUUCUCACAAUCUAUUUCGAACCAAAACUUAAUGCACAUACAACAAAGGGACAAGGUCAACUUCACAGCUGUCAUCAAUGAUCCAGAUACAAACUUCGAUAACAAGUUCACUGUUUCUCUGUUCUACAACGAUAAAAGUCAAGAAGACGAUCACAUCAACUAA
Trichomonas vaginalis G3 is the source of this 240-nucleotide messenger RNA. RefSeq lists its product as uncharacterized. The transcript has a single exon. The coding region runs from base 1 to 240 and encodes 79 amino acids. The record is from RefSeq and is a predicted model, not a curated record. Lineage: Eukaryota; Parabasalia; Trichomonadida; Trichomonadidae.